AUGAGUAUCCUUAGUGAUGAUUAUACUGAAACUCAGUCAUUGGAGGCAUUAUGUAGUCAGCUUCAUCACUUUUUCUCCAAGCAGGAUUUCUUCAAAGUUGGAUGUGCCAUAGUACUCCUUUUACAAAAUCCAGACCUCCUUUCAAAUGCAAGCCAAAGACUAGCAGCAGUGACUGUUUUGCAUCAGAUGUACAAAGGGGAACCCAUGUCUGCAUGCCCAUUUGCUGGUGUCUUUGUUCACCUUCUGAACCCGCCUGAUGAGACUGUGAAAGGGACAUUAAAGAAACUUGAAUAUGCAGGACAGUUGCCUCGCUUGAGUCAACAAGAAAAAAAUUUCCUCUCCUUACUGUUGACAUCAAAUCAGAAAGAUGUACCACUCCUGAAGAAAACAGCUCGUCAAAUCAUUGGCAUGGAGCCUGCAGCUGUCCCUGCAGCAGAUGUGACAGGAUUGCAGUUGGGAUUGGCAGAGAGACAAUCUCAACUUCCCCAUGCAUGCAAAGCAGGCAUUCCUGUCAUCCUCUCAGAUCCUGACAUUAAACAAGGGACAAAUAUAUCCUCCACUGAUGCAGGUGUGACCAAGAAGACUGCUGAAGCCCUCCUGACUGGAUCUACUCCACUUGUUAAUCAGUGUUAUGUACCAGAAUUCAUCAGCCUUGUCCCACCUAUUUUUCACUGUGAAGAUGAAGUAAGCACCAUCAUACCUAAUUUUGUGGCAUGCUGGUUGAAAACCAGGCUUACCAACUGUUGGUUCAACCCAGUUUGGAAGAUCAUGGAUUUGUUAUGGAUGAACCCGAGUGAUCCUCAGUUCCACAAGCCCAUGUAUGAUACAAGUUUAUGUGCAUCUGAACUUGGAGGUAUAGAGGCAAGGAGAUUGAUGAGUAAAGCUUUUGAAGAAGCUCUCACUCUUCAGCAACAGCAACAUCUACUUGCUCAAUUGGAAAAGGAUCCAAAGCUUGUUUAUCAUGUUGGUCUUACUCCAAAUAAGUUACCAGACUUGGUUGAAAACAAUCCACUGGUGGCUAUUGAGGUUCUUCUCAAGCUCAUGCAGUCAAGUCAGAUCACUGAAUACUUCUCUGUGCUUGUCAACAUGGAGAUGUCAUUGCAUUCAAUGGAAGUUGUGAACAGGUUUGGUGGAUUCUGUCUCAUUCAUAUUGUCAUCAGUCACAACCAGCUGACCACAGCAGUUGACUUGCCGACGGAAUUCCUCCAUCUUUACAUCUCCAACUGCAUUUCUACAUGUGAGAAUAUUAAAGAUAGAUAUAUGCAGAAUCGCCUGGUUCGCUUAGUGUGUGUCUUCCUCCAGUCUCUUAUCAGAAACAAGAUAAUAAAUGUUCAGGAACUUUUCAUAGAAGUUCAAGCCUUCUGCAUUGAGUUCAGUCGCAUACGAGAGGCUGCAGCCCUUUUCCGACUUUUGAAGCAAUUAGAUAGUGGGGAGCAACCUGCAGCUCCAACGUCCAAGUGAGCUUGGAAGUAUGUGUCUUUCACUUGUGGCUGUGAUAUAUGACCUCUCGUUCAAAAAGUAGAUGAACUGUAUUUUUGUUCUCCCAAUUCAC
This is a messenger RNA of Darwinula stevensoni, 1552 nucleotides long. The record is from the annotation of a GenBank genome assembly. NCBI's taxonomy places the organism in Eukaryota, Metazoa, Arthropoda, Ostracoda, Podocopida, Darwinulidae.